AGAAGGGAAAGGAGGCCAAAAGUACGGACCAGCCUUUAGGUUCCUUCCCCCAAUCCCCCGAAAAAAAGUCCCAAAAUUUGCGAAAAAUCAUGGGAGGCCACGGUGCCAUUGAGGUGGCCAAGACGGUUAUGGAGGUUGCCGACGUGGCCUGGACCGCCAUGGAAUGCCGCCACCACCACCAGACGAGCCACGAACAGGAGGGCGCGCCCGAGAGCAAGCGCGCGUCUUCGGAGGACGAAUUGGAGGCUAUGCGAUCGGAGAAUCGGCGUCUUAGGAACUUGCUCGAGCAGAAUCUGAAGCUCCUUCAGGACCUCUCCGAAUCCCCUUGUUUAUUCAACGAUUGCCCUCCCGAUUUGUAUGUUCGGCUCGUGGAAACGGUGGAUUCUGAACACUUCUUGACUCGGCUCAAAUCCCUCCAGCAGGCAUCAGCCAACGGAACUAGCUAUGAGUUUCCUUUCAAGGAGGCCACAGGUGAUGAUUUGCACUCGGCUGAAAUUCUAAUAAAAGUUGACAAUGAAGAACCCAGCUGGUGGGUAUGGGUCACAGAUGAAAUGGUGCCAAGCAAUGUUGAAGAAUGGAGCGGAAUUGAUAAUGAAAAUUAUGUAGUUGUUAGUGAGGAGCAUGUGGUGGAUGGGGUUGCCAACUUUAUGGCUAGAUGCAUUAUGUCAAACCCAAAAGCUAGGAAUUUGACACCGGAAGAGCUGCAAAAAACUUUGGGGAAAGCAUUAGCUGAUGUCAGCAAACUGGAGAAGAUGUUAAAUAUUUGGCAUGCUGGGAAACUGUUUUAUGCCCUGUCCACCUGGGGACUUGCUCUGGCAGGGUUGUAUAGGAGUCGUGCGGUACUGAAACUUGCUGCAAUGGGUGUUCACACAACCGGCAAAUUUGUUCUCAGGGCUCUCUAAAGAAGGCUAUUCUACAGCUGUGAACAAUAUUGAUGCUGGGAACUUGUUGCUGUCUUGCCUUUAUACAGGCCAAGAAAACUUAAUGAUUCUUGUACAAAGUUGUAAAUAACAUUGGCUUUGUAGACUGUUCUGCACAGAAAUUAUCACUAUGACUGAUUGUAUUGAUUGAUUUCGUCAUAAUGAUAUCGAUUCCUUGGGAAGUCA
Molecule: messenger RNA, 1106 nt
Organism: Alnus glutinosa
Lineage: Eukaryota; Viridiplantae; Streptophyta; Magnoliopsida; Fagales; Betulaceae
Exons: 6
Coding region: 90-902 (270 amino acids)
Source: RefSeq, a predicted model, not a curated record